Messenger RNA from Eurypyga helias (sunbittern), 987 nucleotides. It is a transcript of the gene PCYT1B, whose product is annotated as phosphate cytidylyltransferase 1, choline, beta. Gene Ontology annotation, biological process: CDP-choline pathway. Gene Ontology annotation, molecular function: choline-phosphate cytidylyltransferase activity; phosphatidylcholine binding. The record is from RefSeq and is a predicted model, not a curated record. The annotation marks the transcript as partial. The transcript has 7 exons. Lineage: Eukaryota; Metazoa; Chordata; Aves; Eurypygiformes; Eurypygidae.
ACUCUGACAGCACCCGCUCCAUUUGCAGACGAAACAAGCUGUCAGUGCCAAGCCCCCCAUGAGAAGUUAACCAUUGCACAAGCCCGUCUGGGAACACCGGUUGACAGACCUGUCAGAGUGUAUGCAGAUGGGAUAUUUGACCUCUUCCACUCUGGCCAUGCUAGAGCUCUUAUGCAAGCCAAAACUCUCUUCCCAAAUAGCUACUUAUUAGUAGGAGUUUGCAGUGAUGAUUUAACUCAUAAAUUCAAAGGCUUCACUGUGAUGAAUGAAACUGAGCGAUAUGAAGCCCUCAGACACUGUCGUUAUGUGGAUGAGGUCAUCAGAGAUGCACCCUGGACACUGACACCUGAGUUCCUUGAAAAACAUAAGAUUGACUUUGUAGCCCACGAUGACAUCCCGUACUCCUCCGCUGGCUCGGAUGACGUAUACAAACACAUAAAGGAGGCAGGAAUGUUUGUACCAACGCAGAGAACCGAAGGCAUCUCCACAUCGGAUAUCAUCACAAGGAUCGUCCGGGACUACGACGUGUAUGCCCGGCGCAACCUCCAACGAGGCUACACCGCCAAAGAGCUGAAUGUCAGCUUUAUAAAUGAGAAGAAAUACCGCUUUCAAAACCAAGUGGACAAAAUGAAAGAAAAAGUCAAGAAUGUGGAGGAAAAGUCAAAGGAAUUUGUUUACAAGGUGGAAGAGAAAAGCCAUGACCUCAUUCAGAAAUGGGAGGAAAAGUCAAGGGAAUUCAUUGGCAACUUUUUAGAGCUGUUUGGACCCGAUGGAGCCUGGAAGCAGAUGUUCCAGGAACGAAGUGGCCGAAUGCUCCAGGCUUUUUCUCCCCGGCAGAGCCCGAACAGCAGUCCCACGCGCGGCCGUUCUCCAUCCCGUUCUCCGUCUCCACCCUGGGUCUUCAAUAAAGCCUCCCCUCCCUCUUCUCCGAAAGCUGCCUCUGCCUCCCUCAGCAGCAUGAGCGAGGGAGACGAGGAUGAAAAGUAA